Messenger RNA from Ramularia collo-cygni, 207 nucleotides. RefSeq lists its product as uncharacterized. The coding region runs from base 1 to 207 and encodes 68 amino acids. The record is from RefSeq and is a predicted model, not a curated record. The transcript has 2 exons. Lineage: Eukaryota; Fungi; Ascomycota; Dothideomycetes; Mycosphaerellales; Mycosphaerellaceae.
AUGCCGAUCAUUCCAGGUGACAACGAUCAGGCUAUCAAAGCCAGCCUGCAGCAAGGCAAAGAGGCCGCCGAUGCGAAGAAGCAGGAUGGCAACGUCGCUUCAAUCAACGAUCACAAGGCCAACUUGGGUCCCCAGAUGGCUGAGAACUUGGGAGAGCCUGCCAGCAAGGAAGAGCUCAAGAAGCGUGCUGAAGAGUUGAACAAGUAA